GAACGAGCAGUGCUGAACUCGUAGCACCUCGAAUACUUUUACUUGGAAGUUGGAACUGGGCUCAAUGCCGAACAUUAAGUGACGUAGGCCAUAUAGGAUUUGCACGAAAUAUAAUAUGUUGUCAGCAAGAAAACUGCUGGAACAUUUCCAUCAUAAUGAUAUGUAUACCAGGAACUCGGCAGAGUCGUCUAUCUCGUUUUUUGUUUGAAACCACACGAGUGGAAUAAACCGGUGUCCUGGGACCGAGAGAGUCGUGUGCUACAGGGCAGAGAAGGUGGUCAUGGGGUUAGCGCUUCACACUCUCCUGGCCCUGACUGUCCAGCUUCCCUGGCUGCUGCUCCUGGCUCUGCUCGUUCCCAGGAAUGUCCGAGCUGAAGAGCUGAAGCCCACUAGAUGGCCCCUGUUCUCCCAGAAGCCUUUGCUCCUCGCCUGGAAUGCCCCAACGGAGGACUGUGGCCCCCGGCACGGUGUGCAUUUCCCGCUGGAGCAGUUCCAGAUCGUAGCUUCACCCAACGAGGGCUUCGUCAGACAGAACCUCACCAUCUUCUAUAAGGACCGGUUAGGGCUGUACCCGUAUUACGAGCGUGACGGCACCGCGGUGAACGGUGGAAUCCCUCAGGCCGCCAGUCUCAUGCAGCACCAGGAGAAGAUGCCCGAAGGUGUGCACAAAUACAUACGCGAACCAAACGCCAAAGGCCUCGCCGUCAUUGACUGGGAGGAGUGGCGUCCGCUGUGGAUCCGCAACUGGGACGUCAAGAACGUGUACCGGGACCAAUCCCGGAAACUAGUGGCCGAGAAAAACCCGGAUUGGCCCCUGGAGCGAGUGGGGAAAGUGGCUCAGCAGGAGUUUGAGCUGUCGGCCCGAAAGUUCAUGCUGGAGACCCUCAGGCUGGCCAAGAGCCUGCGUCCUAACCAACUGUGGGGGUUCUACCUGUUCCCAGAUUGCUACAACCACGACUACCGGAGCGGCCUGAAGAACUACACAGGCCGCUGCCCUGAUGUGGAGGUGGCCCGUAAUGACCAGCUCACCUGGCUGUGGACUGAGAGCACGGCUCUGUUCCCUUCAGUCUACAUGGGCAAGGUGCUGAGCUCCACCACGUUCGGGCGCCAGUUUGUCCGGAACCGGGUGAAGGAGGGGAUGCGGCUGGCUUCGGCGGGCGACGGGGUGGCACGGCCCGUCUUCGUCUACACCCGGCCUACGUAUGCCAACGAGCUGACUCCGCUGACUGAGACAGACCUGGUGUCCACCAUUGGGGAGAGUGUAGCCCUGGGAGCAGCUGGGGUCAUCGUCUGGGGAGACCAUACCUACGCCAGCAGCAAAGCCAGCUGCUCCAGUCUGAAUGACUACCUACGGGGUCCGCUUGGACAGUACCUGCUUAACGUCUCUACGGCAGCAGAAUUGUGCAGCCAGCAGCUGUGCACCUCCCAUGGCCGCUGCCUCCGCACACUCUCAGACACUGACGCCUACCUGCACCUCAACCCCCUCACCCACAGCAUCAGCGUCCAGGGGGGCAGGCUGAAGGUGACAGGUCAGCUAGAUCAGGGGGAGCUGGCUAGGUACAGGCAACACUUCCAGUGCCAGUGCUACAGCGGGUACAAGGGCGAGGGCUGUGCCCAGAGAGAGCUGGGGAAGAGUGCUGCCGCACCUGUCUGGGGAGUCUGGUCUGUACUCACCCUGUUGCUCCCUCUAGGGCUUCUCACUCUGCUCCACUGAGGGAGGCGAGCAGGAGCUGACAACGUGCAAUAUGGGGGGAAACAACCACGCCUUGGUCCUGGCCUUUGCUGGGCCUCAGGGAGAUUCCUGGUCAGGGAUGGGCUCUAGCUGUUCUGUGGGACUGAUCCAUAUGGAGAAGAGGACAUGGGAGUGCCAUUUGUCAACAAGGUGAAGGAGGGGACUGAAGAUGCUCCUCAGUACCCUUCAGUUACCCACGCAAGCUAAAGGGACAGUAUGUGAAGUGGGAAAACAAUAGGCCGUCUAUUUUUGACUUGAUGUUUUUAUUGUGAGUGCUGUGAGGUAGAAAGGAAGGUCUAUGCUGGACUGGUCUAUCCCUCCCUUCACCAGAUCUGGAAGACAUCUGGAGCUAGCAGCCAGAACUAGAACUAAGAUGUCUGUAAUGUGUAUGAAUGCUGACCUCAACUGUAUAUUGAGUGUGUGUGUGUCUGUGUGAACUGUGUCAUUUAGAGGUUGUAAGGUUACUACGGGCGGCAAGUAGCCUAGUGGUUAGAGCGUUGGGCCAGUAACCGAAAGGUUGCUAGAUUGAAUCCCCUAGCUGAC
Messenger RNA from Salvelinus sp. IW2-2015, 2275 nucleotides. RefSeq names its product hyaluronidase 2. NCBI's taxonomy places the organism in Eukaryota, Metazoa, Chordata, Actinopteri, Salmoniformes, Salmonidae. The record is from RefSeq and is a predicted model, not a curated record. Gene Ontology annotation, cellular component: cytoplasmic vesicle. Gene Ontology annotation, biological process: hyaluronan catabolic process; carbohydrate metabolic process. Gene Ontology annotation, molecular function: hyalurononglucosaminidase activity; hyaluronoglucuronidase activity.